Molecule: messenger RNA, 1983 nt
Organism: Cajanus cajan (pigeon pea)
Lineage: Eukaryota; Viridiplantae; Streptophyta; Magnoliopsida; Fabales; Fabaceae
Source: RefSeq, a predicted model, not a curated record
UGCUGGAUGAGGCGUUGUCACUUUCUUAGGUCAUGGUAGCAUUUCCCAACUUUGUCGUUAUAUAUGCGUGCUUUGCGUUAGAUCUUCAGCGUUGGAAAAGAGUUCUUACUCUUCCGUUUGAGAUAUUGCUUGGUGUAGUAGCUAGUUUCAACAAUGGUGUGUAACACUAACAGCAGUAACAAGGAGAAAGACCUUGAGUUUUUCUUUGAGGAUGAUGUCAACGAAGGUGAACAACACGAUGUUGAAACUUCCAAGUUAGAGAGUGAGAGUAGCAGUGACGAAGAGGAAAAUGACCGUCACUCUUUCACUUCUCACCAAUGGCCUCAAAGUUACAAAGAGACUACAGAUUCUUACACACUUGCUGCAAAUCCAAAAUAUGAUUCAAUUCUACGUGGACCAAGUUUUAUAUUUUCAAGUUUUGACGGUUCAAAGAAUAACUUAGACUUAGAUGGAAAGAUUCCUUUUCUCUCUAGUCACGAACGCAUUACCCAAUCGACAUCAUGGAAGGAAGGUGCAGUGCAAAGGCAUUCAACCAACGAAUUAUCUAUUGGUCACGGAUGCAGCUUCAUUCAAACAGUUUUCAAUGCGAUUAAUGUAAUGGUUGGAGUUGGCAUUUUGUCUACACCUUAUACAUUGAAAGAAGCUGGUUGGGCGAGCAUGGUGCUGAUGGUUCUUUUUGGAGUCAUCUGUUGCUAUACAGCCACCCUUAUGAGAAACUGCUUUGAAUGUAGAGAAGGAAUCAAUAGCUACCCAGAUAUGGGAGAAGCUGCAUUUGGAAAAUAUGGUCGAAUUAUUACAUCAAUCAUUUUGUACACUGAAUUAUAUUCUUGUUGUAUAGAAAUCAUCACAUUGGAAGGAGAUAACCUCACCGGGCUAUUUCCGGGAACAUCCUUAAAUUUGGGCAGUUUUCAGUUAGACUCUGUGCACUUGUUUGGAAUUUUAGCUGCACUUAUUAUUAUCCCAACUGUUUGGCUGAAGGAUCUUCGUUUAAUCUCUUUACUGUCAGCUGGAGGGGUUUUUGCAACAUUGUUGAUUACUAUCUGUGUGUUAUGUGUUGGGACAAUAGACGGUGUUGGAUUCCAUCACACCAGUCAAUUUGUCAAUUGGAGUGGCAUUCCAUUAGCUGUUGGUAUCCAUGGAUUUUGCUUUGCAGGACAUUCAGUUUUUCCGAACAUUUACCAAUCUAUGGCUGACAAAACACAAUUUACUAAAGCAGCAAUAAUAUGUAUUGUAUUGUCUGUUGUAAUAUAUGGAGGUGUUGCAAUCAUGGGAUUUCUCAUGUUUGGUGAUGCCACUUUGUCUCAAAUAACAUUAAAUAUGCCACGAAGUGCAGUUGCUUCCAAAGUUGCAUUGUGGACAACAGUAAUUAAUCCAUUCACCAAAUAUGCUUUGUUGAUGAAUCCAUUGGCAAGGAGUCUCGAGGAAUUGCUAUCAAAUAGAAUUUCAAAUACUUAUUGGUGUUUCAUUCUUCUAAGAACAGCACUUGUUGUAUCUACGGUUUUGGCUGCUUUUCUGAUUCCUUUUUUUGGGCUUUUGAUGGCUCUAAUUGGCUCUCUCGUCAGUAUACUUGUGUCAGUGAUAUUGCCAGCUUUAUAUUUUAUGAAAAUUGUGGGGAAAAAAGCAACUUAUACACAGGUUUCAUUGAGCGUCGUAAUUAUUGCGUUUGGAGUCAUAUGUGGAAUUCUUGGAACAUAUUCAUCUGUACUGAAUAUUGUGAAGAGUUACUGAGACAUCGACGGUUACAAUUGAGUGUCAACCCAAUUAAUUACAAUUGUUUACUCAUGACAAGUAUAGCACCAUUUGAAUUUUUAUGUGACGACUAUAAGACCUUUCUUUCUCAAGAAACACGUAAUUUUAAGAUUUAAAUUUUCUACUGAAAUAUAUAUGUAUGUCCUACUAUUUUGUUACAAAAUUCUCAAUCCUUGUAGUCGGCCAUUUGUAGCUGACUUUUUUUUUUUAUUAUGUAAGAGGCUUUUUAUUACG